AUGGAGAGAAGAGACCCAGCCCCAAGUCCUGAUGCAGAGAGCGAGCGAGCGAGCGAGCGAGCGCGCACCUCAAGUGGUGGAGAGCUGGGGCUGACACCUAGUCUUCCCGGUGUUCAGGCCCACAGUGGGAGUGCCUCCUCCCACUGCCCACAGGGGCCUCAUCUGCAGCCUGGGGCCGCCCCCGGCGAAACUCGGCCCGUGCCCGCUGGCCUGGCCGGCCCUCUCGUGGGACAACUAGAAUCUGCUGAAAGGGGUGGGACCCGGAAUCUCCUGGCCCAGGGGCCUGCAGGAGGAGGUCAAAUUGUCUCUGUCUGGCUGCCUGUCAGGUCUGGCUGCCUGUCAGGGGAGGAGGAAGAAGCUGCUGGAGACAGAAGGAAGGAUGAGGAAACUGAAGCAGAGAGCAGCCUGCCCAAGGUCACCCAGGGAUUUGAACUCAGGUCUGUCUGCCUCUGCAGCUCUUGGCAGCUCCCGUCUAUGCUUUCAGCCAGCCGCGGCAUGGGGAAUGCUGGGGAAGGCCUUUCCCUUCCCAGGCUUCCUUCCAAGAACACUCUGAACCCCCAGGAGGAAGAGGUUGGUGUGAAUCCAGAUGCAGUCAACGCCAACCAGCCUGGGAGCGGAUCUGAAACCCCACUUCGCGGGACUGAGAAGUGUGUGCGACUGAGCCCAAGGGCAGCAGGGGAGGGGGUGGGGGGGUGGGGAGGAAGGAAGCUCAGCCUCACCGCGGUCAGCUGGGGCGGCCUGCCUGUUCCCAGCCUCCACACCACAAAACACAGGGCAGCAGAUGCUUAG
This is a messenger RNA of Prionailurus viverrinus (fishing cat), 789 nucleotides long. RefSeq lists its product as uncharacterized. The transcript has 4 exons. NCBI's taxonomy places the organism in Eukaryota, Metazoa, Chordata, Mammalia, Carnivora, Felidae. The record is from RefSeq and is a predicted model, not a curated record. Bases 1 to 789 code for a protein of 262 amino acids.